AUGGACCGAUAUGUUUAUACCGCGGAUCCGGAAUUCAGGUGGGAGGACACGGGCAAUCGCAUGCGAUCAAAAGAGGGAGGGGGGUGGUGGACGGGGUAUGUGCUCAAGGUGUACACGCACCAGUGGCUCAACCGCACUGUUACCAACCGUUACAAGUGGUGGCACUGGCUCAUUCUCAUGGCGCCGGACAAGAUGCACAAUGCGCACAAGGGGCUGGUGCUGUUCUUCGUGGGGGCGGGGCUGAACCCCGUCAACCAGGUGCACAUCCCGGGCGCUGAUGAGAUCUUCAUUCGCCUCGCCGCUCCCAUGGUGGUGGAUUUGGGCAUUCUGGGCGUGAUGCUACAGCAGGUGCCCAUGAUGCCCAUCAGCUUCAAAGUGGGUCCCCCUGGCAUAGGCCCGCGGGCUGAACUCAUUGAAGAGGAAAUCACCGCCCACACCCUCGCCAUGUUUCUGGACCAUCCAGACGAGUGGGAGUGGCUCACCCCCCUGCCCAUGGCCAAGUCCAUCAUCCGCGCCCUCGAUGCCACGCAGCUCGCUGUUAGAGAGCUGCUGCCGCAUGUGCCCGUGGAGGGGUUUGUGGCGAUCGGAGUGAGCAAGCGAGCAGGCAUGUCCUACUUCGCUGCAGCUCUUGACAAGCGAGUGGUGGCGUUCAUAACGUACGGAUACGAUUUGCUCAACGUGGUGCCCAACCUGCAGCACAUGCACGACUCGCUGGGCGGCUGGCCCAUUCUGCUCAAGUUCAACUCCGAGUACAACAUCAGCCAGCGCCUCCACUCCAACCAGUACCGGAAAGCGGCGGAAGUGAUCGACCCAUACACGCUCAUCGACCGCAUGGACAUGCCCAAGCUGCUCAUCUCCGCCUCCAACGACGAGUUCUUCCUCAUCGACGACUCCUACUAUUUCAUGAAGGACAUGCCACAGCCCACGCAGCUCAAGAUAGUGCCCAACCUCUACCACAUGGUCAUCCAAAACUCCUUCUGGGCAUACGACGCAAGCAUCUCCUUCUUUUCCACUAUCCUCGAGGUCGAUUCCUCCUGCGCCUCUCUCCCCGCCUCCUCCCGCCCCUCUCUCACCUGGACUCGACCCAACACCUCUUCUUCCUCUUCCUCCUCCUCAUCUCCAUCCUCUUUAAGAGCCGCUUCAGUAGAGGGUACAGGCUUGUUCUCUCAAGGAGGUGGAGGAGAAGGAGGUUCGGAAAAUCCCGAGCGUAAGAUGCUGCCUUGGAGCUGCACGCCGAAGCUGCCGGCUGUGCUGUGGCCGAACCUGAGGUGGCGGUUUGAUUGGUCCACGUUCUCCAUCUAUGCCACGUCAGAGCGCAAGCCAUUGGCUGUCAGGGCGUGGAGUGCCCGCACAAUUCUGGGCAGCAAGCGAAGGGAUUUCCGAAUGGUCAUCAAGCAAGGCUCAGCAGGAUGUGUGGCGCCCUUCCAGAUGCCCUCCUUCACAUACCCGGGCAAGUUCGGCAUGCUGUGUGCGCAGCCCAUACCGUAUGUGACUGUGAACAUGUCCAAGCCCCGGGCAGAGGAUGACGGGUUGUGGCACUUCCACGCUACCAUCACCGAUGUGCCCAAGGAGGGGUACAGGGCGAUGUUCAUAGAGGCGGAUUUCAAGCAGGGAACGUAUAAGAAGCCCUUCACCAUCACCACAGAGGCUAUGGUCGCCCCCAACACGCUGCCCUUCUCGCCCUGCACCAAGCCAGAGUGCUACUUCCACUUCGUGUAA
Messenger RNA from Closterium sp. NIES-65, 1719 nucleotides. Lineage: Eukaryota; Viridiplantae; Streptophyta; Zygnematophyceae; Desmidiales; Closteriaceae. The record is from the annotation of a GenBank genome assembly.